GAUUUGGGACACACUUUGACCCUCUAAGCUCUCUGACAUUGACCCUCUUUCAUUAUUAACAAAGAAGAAGCAGGAGCUUAGGACCCAUUAACAACAGCUCAUUAAUACACUAACUGGACAGUGUUCUGCAGACAAUUCUACACUGUAAAGAACUGGAUUGGCACAAAAUAAAAUCAUUUCAAAUUUCACUCAGCUUAUAAUAUGACUCAAUGGAGGAAAAUUUGAUAAGCAUGAGGGAAGACCAUUCUUUUCAUGUCCGUUACAGAAUGGAAGCGUCCUGCCUAGAGUUGGCCUUGGAAGGGGAGCGUCUGUGCAAGUCCGGGGACUGCCGAGCAGGUGUGUCCUUCUUUGAAGCUGCAGUUCAAGUUGGAACCGAAGACCUGAAAACACUUAGUGCUAUUUACAGCCAGUUGGGCAAUGCUUAUUUCUAUUUGCAUGAUUAUGCCAAAGCAUUAGAAUACCAUCAUCAUGAUUUAACUCUUGCAAGGACUAUUGGAGACCAGGUGGGGGAAGCCAAAGCUAGUGGUAAUCUGGGAAACACCCUAAAAGUUCUUGGAAAUUUUGAUGAAGCUGUAGUCUGUUGUCAGCGACACCUAGAUAUUUCCAGAGAGCUUAAUGACAAGGUGGGAGAAGCGAGAGCACUGUACAACCUUGGAAAUGUGUAUCAUGCCAAAGGGAAAAGUUUCGGCUGUCCCGGGCCUCAGGAUGUGGGGGAGUUUCCUGAAGAAGUGAGGAGCGCUCUGCAGGCGGCUGUGGACUAUUACGAGGAAAACCUAUCCCUAGUGACUGCACUGGGGGACCGAGCAGCCCAAGGACGUGCCUUUGGGAACCUGGGGAACACACAUUACCUCCUGGGCAACUUCAGGGACGCCGUCAUAGCUCACGAGCAGCGCCUCCUUAUUGCAAAAGAAUUUGGAGAUAAAGCAGCUGAAAGAAGAGCAUAUAGCAACCUUGGAAAUGCGUAUAUAUUUCUUGGUGAAUUUGAAACUGCCUCCGAAUACUACAAGAAGACGCUGCUGUUGGCACGACAGCUCAAAGACCGGGCCGUGGAAGCUCAGUCUUGCUACAGCCUUGGGAACACAUACACGUUACUGCAAGAUUAUGACAAGGCCAUCGAUUAUCAUCUGAAGCACUUAGCAAUUGCUCAGGAGUUAAAUGAUCGAAUUGGUGAAGGCCGAGCAUGCUGGAGCUUAGGAAAUGCAUACACAGCUCUGGGAAAUCAUGAUCGAGCAAUGCAUUUUGCAGAAAAGCACUUGGAAAUUUCGAGAGAGGUGGGGGACAGGAGUGGGGAGCUGACCGCACGCCUCAACCUCUCAGAUCUGCAGAUGGUCCUCGGUCUGAGCUACAGCACCAAUAACUCCAUCAUGUCUGAGAACAUCGAAGCCGAGAGCAGUUUAAAUGGUGCCCGUCCCAAGUUUGGACGCCGACACAGCAUGGAAAACAUGGAACUUAUGAAGCUGACACCGGAAAAGGUACAGAACUGGAAUAGUGAAAUUCUUGCUAAGCAAAAGCCUCUCAUUGCCAAGCCUUCUGCAAAGCUGCUGUUUGUUAACAGAUUAAAGGGGAAAAAAUACAAAAGUAAUUCCUCAGCUAAAGUUCUCCAAGAUGCCAGUAAUUCCAUCGACCACCGAAAUACAAAUCCUCAAAGGAAAAUCAGUGCAGAUACCAUUGGAGAUGAAGGAUUCUUUGACCUGUUGAGCCGAUUUCAAAGCAAUCGGAUGGAUGAUCAGAGGUGCUGCUUACAGGAAAAGAACCAAAGAACAGCAUCAACCACAGCUGCCUCCACUCCCCACAAAGUGAUGCGGAAAACACCAUCUGUUUCCAUGGCAUCCCCCAACACAGAUGAGUUCUUAGAUCUUCUUGCGAGUUCCCAGAGCCGCCGCCUCGAUGACCAGAGGGCCAGUGUCAGUGACCUGCCGGGCCUGCGUCUGACACAGGCCAACAGUCAAUCAGUCCUGGGCCACUUGAUGACAAAUGACAACAAAGAACCUGACGAAGACUUCUUUGACAUCCUUGUAAAAUGCCAAGGUUCCAGAUUAGAUGAUCAAAGAUGUGCUCCACCGCCUGCUACCACAAAAGGACAAACAGUGCCGGAUGAGGACUUUUUUAGCCUUAUUCUACGGUCUCAGGCGAAAAGAAUGGAUGAACAGAGAGUUCUGUUACAAAGAGAUCAAAAGAGAGACACUGAAUUCGGAGUAAAGGACCUUCUGCAACGAAAUAAUGCUUUGUUGGAAUUUAAAACUUCUGAAAAAAAAUAAUCAAACCACUCGUUACUUUUUUUU
Molecule: messenger RNA, 2282 nt
Organism: Sorex fumeus (smoky shrew)
Lineage: Eukaryota; Metazoa; Chordata; Mammalia; Eulipotyphla; Soricidae
Gene: GPSM2
Product: G protein signaling modulator 2
Exons: 14
Coding region: 210-2258 (682 amino acids)
Molecular function (GO): protein binding; GTPase regulator activity
Source: RefSeq, a predicted model, not a curated record